UUUCCAUCCUACCUCCAAAGUACUCAUAAUUCAAAAGACACAGCAACCACUCUCCCCCAUUAUAGAGAACAACCCCGCUGUUCUACACAAGCACAAUAUCAGAUUUGCCAUCGGACUUUUCUAGACUCCAGACUCUUUCUAGAGAGGUUCUCUGAUUCAUUUUCCCUCUCAGGCCGAGACAAAUCGACCACGGCCCAAUCCGGUUAGCGUAUCCGUUUUGCCCCUCGAGGGAAAAGAAGGAAAAUUGGAAGGGAAAAAAAGCCAGCGAGAAAAAAAAAAAACGACCCCACCAAAGUUGGAGGGAAAACAGCGCCACUAAAAGCAAUAUUAAUCUUCAACUCUUCCCCUCUUUUUCUCCUCUUCCUUUUCCCUUCCUUUCUUUUCCAGCCCCGUCUCUUUUUACCUUCAUUCCCAUCUCUUUUCAUCUUCACCCCCCUCACCAGCCAAAAUGAUUAUCUUUGAGGACAUUAUCUCCGGCGACGAGAUGGUCGCCGACACCUUCAACCUGAAGGUCGUCGAUGGCGUUCUCUUCGAGUGCGACUGCCGCAAGUACAUGAAGAGCACCAACGAGGACUUCCAGCUCGAGGGUGCCAACCCCUCCGCUGAGGGUGGCGAUGAGGAUGAGGGUGGUGAGGGUGAGAAGGUCAUGGUCCACGACAUCGAGGACCAAUUCCGUCUCGUCUGGCUCAAGACCGAGGAGGGCCUCAAGCCCUCCAAGGAUGCCUUCAAGUCUCACCUCAAGAGCUACAUGAAGAAGGUUCUUACCAAGCUCCAGGAGACCGGUGCCAGCGAGGAGACCAUCAACGAGUUCAAGAAGGGUGCCCCCGGUGCCGUCAAGAAGAUCCUGGCCAACUACGACAACUACGAUGUCCUCAUGGGUCAGUCCAUGGACGGUGAUGCUAUGCACGUCCUCAUUGACUUCCGUGAAGACGGUGUCACCCCCUACGCCACCCUCUGGAAGCACGGUCUCCGCGAGGUCAAGGUCUAAGGGAAAAUUACAAGUCAGCCUUUUCAAAUAAAAAGAUCAAUUAUACCCCUCUUGAACGUCUCCCGCUCAACCCCCCCACAUCCUCAACC
Molecule: messenger RNA, 1077 nt
Organism: Aspergillus fijiensis CBS 313.89
Lineage: Eukaryota; Fungi; Ascomycota; Eurotiomycetes; Eurotiales; Aspergillaceae
Product: translationally-controlled tumor protein
Exons: 4
Coding region: 449-988 (179 amino acids)
Cellular component (GO): cytoplasm
Molecular function (GO): calcium ion binding
Source: RefSeq, a predicted model, not a curated record